AUGAAGUUUUCAGCAACCACAUUAACGACCUUGGCAUUUGCCUCUUUAGGUUUGGUCGAUGCCUUGGUAAUUGAAACCCCCUUUUUGAAUUUCCCCCAGCAGCCGCUCAAGUUAGAUUUCGAGUAUGAUAAGUUUGCUUCCAAAUUGUCAGGCUAUUUAUUUAAUGAGGAGAGAACAAAUGAGUUUUUCACCAAGGUAUCGCAAGUGUUCAACGAACCUUUGGAUACGUUGACUCUGGAAACUAAACAAAUUUGGAAAGAUUUUGUAUUCAAUUCAAAGCAAUUUCGCAAUAUGAGAUUAACAAUGCCUGGUAAAAAGUUGAGCCAAGUUGUUAAGCAAAAUUUCGAUUUUUAUGUUCAAGAUCGAAAAGCCGUGCCAAACCAUGGGUUGAGAAUUAAGGCAACUCCCGAAUCUCUUGGUGUUGAUGCGGUUAAACAGUACUCGGGCUACUUGGAUGUCGACGACGAAGAUAAACAUUUCUUUUUUUGGGCUUUUGAAAGUAGAAAUGAUCCAAAGAAUGACCCUGUCAUUUUAUGGUUGAAUGGGGGUCCAGGAUGCUCUUCUGCUACCGGGUUGUUUUUCGAAUUGGGUCCUUCUGCUAUCGACAAAAGUUUGAAACCGGUAUAUAAUCCAUACAGUUGGAACAGCAAUGCCACCGUUAUCUUCUUGGACCAGCCAGUUAAUGUUGGUUACUCAUACUCAUCCAAAUCAGUCUCAAAUACAGUUGCGGCAGGUAAGGAUGUUUAUGCAUUUUUGGAAUUAUUCUUUAGACAAUUUCCAGAAUACGCCAAGUUGGACUUUCACAUUGCUGGUGAAUCGUAUGCUGGACAUUACAUUCCUGUUUUUGCCAGUGAAAUAUUGAGUCAUCCUGACCGUUCAUUUAACUUGACAUCAGUUUUGAUUGGUAAUGGUUUAACUGAUCCAUUAGUUCAAUAUGAACAUUAUGAGCCAAUGGCGUGCGGUCAAGGUGGAUACUCAAGUGUAUUGGACGAAGAGGAAUGUAAAUCAAUGAGUGAUGCUAUUCCAAGAUGCCUUUCAUUAAUCGAAUCGUGUUACAAAUCCGAAUCUAUUUGGUCCUGUGUCCCAGCUACCAUCUACUGUAACAAUGCCGAAAUUGGUCCAUACCAGAAAACAGGAAGAAAUGUGUAUGAUAUUAGAACCAUGUGUGAAGGCGGAAACUUGUGCUAUACUGAUUUGGAAUACAUUGAUAGUUUUAUGAACAAACCUGAAGUGAUGAAAGCUUUGGGUGCAGAAGUUUCAAGCUUUGAGUCAUGCAACUUUGAUGUCAAUAGAGAUUUCAUGUUGUCGGGUGGAGACUGGAUGAAACCAUACCAUAAGAAUGUGAUUGACUUGUUAGAAAAAGGUGUACCUGUUCUCAUUUAUGCUGGUGACAAAGAUUUCAUUUGUAACUGGUUAGGAAACGAAGCUUGGACUAAUAAAUUGCAAUGGUCAGGUUCAAAGAAGUUUAGCAAUGCUCCUGUGAGAAAAUGGGAAGUUAACGGUAAACAUGCCGGUGAUGUUAAAAAUUACGAAAACUUUACAUUUUUGAGAGUGUUUGAUGGUGGACAUAUGGUUCCUUAUGACCAACCUGUUAACUCUUUGGAAAUGGUCAAUGGAUGGAUUGCUGGUGACUACAAGUUUUGA
Messenger RNA from Lodderomyces oxycetoniae, 1644 nucleotides. It is a transcript of the gene CPY1, whose product is annotated as carboxypeptidase C. The transcript has a single exon. Lineage: Eukaryota; Fungi; Ascomycota; Pichiomycetes; Serinales; Debaryomycetaceae. The record is from RefSeq and is a predicted model, not a curated record. Gene Ontology annotation, cellular component: fungal-type vacuole. Gene Ontology annotation, biological process: proteolysis. Bases 1 to 1644 code for a protein of 547 amino acids. Gene Ontology annotation, molecular function: serine-type carboxypeptidase activity.